AUGGAAAGGGAUGAAAAGACUUACCAUGACCCCGAAACGACUGGGCUCUCGGUCGCGGAUGAUCUCGCAGAGGCUGUCCCCGGAGAAGCAAAUUCUUCAUCAUCUAAGGGUAAAACUCCAGAAGUAAUCGAAAGGGACUCCACCUACUUCAUAGAAAGUUUAUUUAUGGUCUUCCAGGUCCAAAAUUGUCUAUUUCGCGUUCCAACAUACCUUCUCUCUGCAGAGUCUCAAGUCUUUUCUGGGAUGUUCCACCUUCCCCAAGCAGGCGACCUUGAUAACCCAGACAAUGUGGAAGGAUUGUCGGUUACCAAACCGAUCAUCUUACCAAACGAAUACUUGAAGGAGGAUUUUCGGAGCCUUUUAAAAGCUCUUUAUCCACUAUCAUUUAACAUCACAGUAGAUCUCUCAAAGUCUGAAUGGAUUUCCGUGUUAAAGUUGUCGACAAUGUGGUAUUUUAUCAAACUCAGGAACGCGGCUAUAUCGGAGCUGGCGCACUCCGGCGUACUCGACUCUAUUGAAAUGGUUACACUGGGAAGAAAAUAUCGCAUCUCUUCAUGGAUCACAGGAGGGUUUGUAAGGCUAAUCGAAAGGUAUGACAGCAUUACGGACGAUGAAGCCAUAGACAUCGAUUCCACUUAUGUUACCACCGCCUACAAGCUAUACCGUAUGCGUGAGGACAGGAUUAAGAACCGUUGGAAUGUGUCCGAUGUUGAGGUUGUCUUUGGACCAGAGCUGCAGGCCAUUCGUCAAGAUGAAGAAGGUUACAAAACACCUGAGUUGGAAAUCGAGUUCAGACCUGAAACCCCUCAAUUAGAAAUCGAGGUCCAGGCAGAAGCCAAUCCACUCCCAGAACCAACAGCCAUUGGAAGAAAGUCCGUUGGUUACAAGAGAAGGAAAUAG
This is a messenger RNA of Psilocybe cubensis, 900 nucleotides long. RefSeq lists its product as uncharacterized. Bases 1 to 900 code for a protein of 299 amino acids. The record is from RefSeq and is a predicted model, not a curated record. Lineage: Eukaryota; Fungi; Basidiomycota; Agaricomycetes; Agaricales; Agrocybaceae. The transcript has 4 exons.